GUACCUUUUCAAUUGGAAUUAUGCCUAAUUGAUGGUUAUCGCGAAAGAAAAGAUACUUCUAAUGUACAUAACAUUUCAAAUUUUGUGAAAAUCGUCGAUUUUGAAAAAUGAAGAGUUAAGUUUAUUCCGAUGCAUUAUUGUGGUUCAAUAUGAUUGAUGUGAGUGUGUAUGGAAAUCAUGCAAUGCACGCAACUAGUUUUCAAAGUAACGAAGCAGGAUCAGAUGGAUAUCCUUAUUUAUCAUCAAAUCAUCAACACCAUCACCAUCAUUACUACCAUCAGCGAAAUUCAGUAACAACUGAUGUCCCUAAUCCGUCGGGCUCGAGAACAUGUAAUUCGCAAUCCGUCGGUAGCAUUAUCAAUCCGGGUAAUAAUUGUACCGGCACACUAAAUUGUACACAACAACAAACUUAUUUGCACAGUCACUUGUAUAGCCCUUCUGCAUUAGAAUAUGGAAUUACAACAUCAAAUUCACCUUCGGACCUUUAUUUUGACAGUGAAACUCAAAACUUAUUCUAUAACAAUAGUCAAAGUUCCGCUGCUCCGUUUCAACAAUCUAGGAUUAUCAGUGCUGACAACGGUUUAAGUUAUACGAAUUUGGAUUAUAUGUAUAACCAACAGGAUUGUGGUGACAGUGUAAUAAAUGAAGAGAAUAAGUUACAUCUACAUCGGUAUGGAACAUUUGGAUUCCCAGUGGUGGGUGAUGGUUCUAGUGAACAUUCUGUGAGCCAUCAUGCGAUGCCAAAUACUACUUGGGCUCACCAGUUAUAUACAGAAAACAGUGUACAACAUUCACAAUCGAAUUGCACGGUUGAGUAUUCAAUAACGAAUUCAAUAGAAUCACAGAAUUUAAAUAGUACACAAUCCGAAAUCGAGAAUGAAGUCGGAGUUUCCAAAAAUAGUAAUAAUGAAUCUAACUCCGAUAACGACCGCGUUAUGUUGCAAAUAAGACAUGAUCACAUGCAACAACAAAAUCAAACAAAUGCCCCUACCUAUAAAUGGAUGCAAGUCAAACGCAAUGUGCCAAAACCACAGAUACAAAAGUCAGUCUCACAAACAGUUCCGGAAUUCCAUAUCAAUCAUCAUGUUAUUGAUCCACUUAGAGGAUUAUCUGAACCAAAUAUUGGCACCAACACUGCUACGCAUCACACAAAUUUUUUGAUGAACAGUACAAGCACGGGGCGCACUAAUUUCACCAAUAAACAACUCACCGAACUAGAGAAAGAGUUCCAUUUCAACAAAUACUUAACGAGAGCUAGGAGGAUAGAAAUAGCGAAUUCGUUGCAUCUGAAUGAAACUCAGGUCAAAAUCUGGUUUCAAAACCGUCGGAUGAAACAAAAGAAGCGUAUUAAAGAAGGAUUAGUGCCGAAUGAUGUUCAGUGCUCAUCACCAAAAAAUAGUGCCGUUUCUCAGCAUGAAAGCGCUGUUGUAAAGCCUUCCAUACUUGAGAGUAAUGACAAUAGUCGAGAAUCUACCACGUUAUAAUAUUUAACUUGGGUUCGCGAAUUAUGCCAAAAAAUCACAUAUUCAAAGUAUGUAGCAGCACAAUGACAACUAAGCAAAGUAAAAUAAAAAUCUUAAAACAACAUUCCGGUACAAAACUGUACAAUUUCAUAGCUCAAACCUACUAACUUUUUACUCAUUAUUUUCCCAUGUCGCCAAAAAAAUUGCGUGCCUAAUUAAAAAACUUGCUCAUUAGACAUG
Messenger RNA from Malaya genurostris, 1703 nucleotides. Its product is annotated as homeotic protein labial. The coding region runs from base 150 to 1484 and encodes 444 amino acids. Gene Ontology annotation, cellular component: nucleus. The record is from RefSeq and is a predicted model, not a curated record. Gene Ontology annotation, molecular function: DNA-binding transcription factor activity, RNA polymerase II-specific; RNA polymerase II cis-regulatory region sequence-specific DNA binding. Gene Ontology annotation, biological process: regulation of transcription by RNA polymerase II. The transcript is spliced from 4 exons. Lineage: Eukaryota; Metazoa; Arthropoda; Insecta; Diptera; Culicidae.